Cyprinodon variegatus (sheepshead minnow) is the source of this 3013-nucleotide messenger RNA. RefSeq names its product SCY1-like, kinase-like 3 (gene scyl3). The transcript is spliced from 14 exons. Gene Ontology annotation, biological process: protein phosphorylation. The coding region runs from base 291 to 2615 and encodes 774 amino acids. Lineage: Eukaryota; Metazoa; Chordata; Actinopteri; Cyprinodontiformes; Cyprinodontidae. The record is from RefSeq and is a predicted model, not a curated record. Gene Ontology annotation, molecular function: ATP binding; protein kinase activity.
AGUUUCUGUGUUUACAGCUGCCCAGGGUUGUAGCUGCGGGAGCAGUGGUUUAACGAAGAUUAAAUGGAAGUUGUUUUAUACGUUUCUACAGACGAAUAACAUGCUAAAGUGCGUGCUUGUAUUACCAGCAACCCUUGGUGAAAAUCACGAUUUGGAGGAUUGAGAGCUCUGGCCAUGUUGGCUAACGUUGCUACGAGGUUAACGCGCGAGACGACAGUAGCAGCAGCUGCUAAUUGAACAGAGCGGCUACCUGGUCCAUCCAGUCCAGGAAGUUAGGAGGAAGCGGGGUCAUGGGUGCGGAGAGCAGUGCGGUGCGGAGCUGCACUCUGCUGGAGGAGCCGCUGCUGACUCUGCCAUCCGGACCCACCAUGUACUCCGCGGUUCUCCAAGACGGGAAACCUGCCUCUGUGUUUGUCCAUAAGAUGGGUAAUGAAGACAAUGUCAACAAAGCUGCUAAGCAUCUGAAGACACUGAGGCACCCGUGUCUGCUGCGAUUCCUGUCCUGCUCGGUGCAGGACGGCGGCAUCCACCUGGUAACGGAACAUGUGCAGCCUCUGGAGCUGCUAUUGGACAGCCUGUCCCCAGAGGAAAUCUGCGCUGGCAUCUACGACAUCCUGCAGGCACUCGUCUUUCUGCAUGAGAGGGGUAAAUCGAGCCACAACAACGUCUGCAUUUCAUCCGUGUUUGUCAGUGAAGAUGGUCACUGGAAGCUGGGAGGAAUGGAGACUGUAUGCAAGUUCUCUGAAGCAACACCAGAGUUUCUCAGUAGUAUUCAGAGUGCCAGAGAGGCCGCUUGUGUUCCUCCUGAAGAGCAGGUGGAAGGCUUUAAAAUCCUUCCAGAGAAACAUGCUCAUGCCCGCGACUGUUAUUCUUUUGGUAUAAUGAUGGAGGCUCUUCUUCCCCUCUUAAAUGAUUACGUGUCACAGGAGCUCUCUGACAGUCUGACAAAAACACUGCAGGCAGGCCUGCUGAACUCAGACCCCCUGGCUAGACCCCCACUCAGCUCCUUGCUCGACCAUGACUUCUUCAGGAAUGACUUCCUGGAAGUGAUGAAUUUUCUGAAGAGCCUCACUCUGAAGACAGAAGAGGAAAAAAAUGAAUUCUUCAAGUUUCUCCUCGACCGUGUCCAGAACCUUCCCGAAGAGCUGAUAGCUUCACGUCUAGUUCCCAAACUUCUCCAUUCUCUUGUUUUUGCUGAACCCAUGGCCGUCAAGAGCUUCCUCCCUCAUCUGCUAAGACCAAAAAAUGAGUCCAGCUGUGGUGACAGUGGUGAGAGCUGCCUGCUGUCUGUGUCCCUUCACCGGAAACAUGUGAUUCCUCUGCUGCUUAAACUCUAUAAAGUGAAAGAAGAGCAUAUUCGGGUUGUGCUCUUGGCUCACAUUGACAUUUACGCAGAGUUCUUUUCCCAUGAUGAACUAAAAAACCAGAUCCUACCUCAGGUUUUGUUGGGAAUGAGAGACACCAAUGACGCCUUGGUUGCCAUGACACUGCAAAGUCUGGCUGUUCUGGUGCCUUUGCUGGGAGCUCAAGUGGUUGUUGGCGGAGACAGAACCAAGGUCUUUAAACGCACCACACCCGGUUUUACCAAGUCUGCAGAGGUCACACCUGAAACUUCACCCAGCCACAUAGUUGGAAGCUCCAAAUCUCAGAUGAUUCAACCUUCCAAAGUUUUAAAUAUGUUUCCCAAAACAUCGGGGACCGAAGGCUCAGUCCUCAGUCAAAUAGGAAACUUGACAGACACACAAGAGAAGCCAAGAAUUGCACCAUCAUCUUAUUCAAGUCGAAACCUGUCUUUACCAUUAAAUGGCUUUCAUCAGGAUAAUAAAAGAAAGGAAAUUUUCCUGGGCCCAGAGCAGGCUAACAGACUAGAGGGCGCUGUGGACGAAUGGCCAGACUGGAGUGAAAAUGAGAUGGGGGGAAAUAGAAACACGCAGUCUGUCCACAUUCAGAUUCAGGCAUCAAAGGGAGUCGAUGGCGUUAGCAACAGAUUACCCACUGAAAAUGCAGAGGAAGAACCUUGGGAUGACAUAGAGGACCCUGAACCUGCCUCAGACUUCUCCCCUACGGCUCCUUCUGCAGAUUCAGAAAUUCUUGCACCUUCCAGAGGAAGCACCUCUACAGCUGCAGAUCAAACUCCUGAAGCAUUGCCUCUGAAAUCUUCUAGACCCCUAAAACUGACUUCAGCGCCUCGUCAGAUGACAGAGAGCAAGAACUCUGACUCAUGGAACAAUGACUGGAGUCAACAGGACUUCCAGAAAACUGUCAACCCAUCAGUCCCAGUGUCCAAAUCUGGAGUGCCAAUAAAGGGUGAGAGGACAGGUCUGGGGGAUGAGUUCACCAUUAAGGUUAAGAAGAAGAUGGAGCAGGACCCAGAGAUGGAUUUGUUUGCAGACAUGGUGCCGGACAUCAAGUUAUCUUCUACCACCCUACUGCUUCUAGAGAAAAGUGUCGCAGGACCUUCUGUAGACCUUUCAGAGAAAACACUAGAGGUCGACUCAUGCAUUGAUACCGUAACACUUACUGCCAAGUUUGCAGCAGCUAACCCUUCUGAGGCUGAAGCGGAUGGCUGGGGAGACGGAGAUGACCUUAACUGGGAGGAUGAGAAUGCCUGGUGAUGUUUAACAAAACCUUUAUCUGGAGCCAAACCUUCCAACCUUUGGAGAUCUUUGAUCCAUGAACUGCAUCUGGAGUUACCCAGCAAAGCAGUAAACGUGAAGCUUCUCAUGAUCAGAUGAUGGAGUGAAAAGGUUUAUGGUUUAUAAUGGGAAUGUAUGGCAUAAUGGCGAAGGACAUACGGACUGCUCGAUUGUGCUAAACCUGGACAGAUGAUGCCAUUUGUUAUUCUUUGCCUGUUGAUGUUAUGUUGGCUCAAUAAGGUUAAAGAUCCUAAUUAGAGGUAUAUAGCAUUGCUUUCAUGUUUUGUUUUUAUGUACCAAAUCUAAGCUCAAGAUAGAAGCUUUAGCAGGACAAAUGGUUGCUUCCUAGAGGCUUGCACUUUGAAUAAAUGUGAAAU